CAUACAGCGUGCGUCAGAAAAACUGCACGGAGGAAACAGAUGUGUGAAUAUUAGUGGCGGGCGAAAUAUUUCAGGCUUGUAAAUGGGAGAAUCCCAUGUGGAGAAUGGGGAGACGACUGCAGUUCCAAUGCAAUGGACGCUCCAUGGAAUGGUGUUACGUGCUGCAUCACAACAUGAACACAAAAACGCAGUGUGUUAUCACAACAUUGAACAGCCUCCAUCGUUCCUCACAUACAAGGCGGUGAUCUGCCUGGCAGAUGAAUUAACAGGCUUCCUGAAAUCCCACAGAGCGCCUGCGAAAAACUCUAACGUUGGCAUUUACUGCUCACCAGGAAUACACUUGCCAUCAUGGAUUAUUGGCAUUCUCCAGGUCCCAGCUGCUUACUGUCCUUUGGAUCCAGGCAAUCCAUCUCAUUUAACCUCUUCACUUAUGGAAAGGAUUGGCAUGAAAUUUAUGCUGGUUGAAAAUAACAAAGCAGAGUCAUUCCAGCUGAUGUUUAGCGGCUGGACUCAACAUGACUCUUCUUCAGUACGACAUCUUGAUGUAACUCUUUUUGAAAAGCUCAUGGACGAUGAAGCCAACAUCUCACAUAAAAGGGAUCAACCCAACGCUCUUGUAAACUUAAAUGUGAAGCAGACAUCCAGUAAUGAGGAACAUGUAGCACCGAGCCAGAUCUCCGGUGAAUGCAUUGAUGUGCAAGAUGGACAUUGCUUAGCCUAUAUACUCCAUACCUCUGGGACAACAGGGGCGCCUAAAAUUGUCAGUGUGCCUCAUAGGUGCAUAGUGCCAAAUAUUCACCAUCUUCGAUCCAUAUUUGACAUGUCUCCGGCUGAUCUCCUCUUCCUGGCAUCACCUCUGACCUUUGACCCAUCUGUUAUAGAGAUGUUCCUUGCGCUUUCCAGUGGGGCCUGCCUUCUCAUUGUGCCAGACACUAUUAAAAUCAUGCCACCCAAGUUAUGUGACGUGUUUCAGCAGCAUUGUGUGACAGUGAUGCAGGUAACACCAACUUUCUUGAGAAGAUUUGGGUCUCAUUCCAUUAGGUCGUCUGUGUUGUCUAGAGAUACGUCGCUAAGGGUUUUGGCUCUAGGUGGAGAGCCAUUUCCAGCCAUUUCUGUUAUAAGAAGAUGGAGACAACCAGGGAACAAGACUCGCAUAUUUAAUCUGUAUGGCAUAACGGAAGUGUCCAGCUGGGCGACUUACUACGAGAUUCCAGAGGAAAUUCUUAUUUCUGUGACUGGGCAUGAACCUCUUGUUCCCUUGGGACAUCCGCUGUAUGGGACGACAGUUGAAGUGCAGAAUGAUCAAGGCUGUACAAUUCAUGAAGGGGAAGGACAAGUACUUCUAGGUGGAAGAGAACGCAUUUGUUUUAUAGAUGAAGAAGUGAAGUUGCCAUUUGGAACAAUGAGAAAGACUGGUGACUGGGUGACAAUAAAGGAUGGGGACAUAUUUUUCUUGGGACGGAAAGAUAAUCAGAUCAAGCGUCACGGAAAACGUCUGAGUUUGGAAUAUGUUCAACAGGUAGUAGAAAGUCUUGACCAUGUGGAAACGUGUGCAAUAUCAUGGUUUGAAGCCAGACAGCUAAUCAUUUUUGUCAUAUCCAAAGGACUUGUAGAGGAGAGAUCACUUUGGAAGGACCUUCGAGCACACCUGCUGAGCUAUGCCGUGCCUGAUAACCUGGUUCUGAUAGAUUCAUUACCUCUUACUAAACAUGGUAAAAUAGACAAUACGCAACUAAAUCUAAUUUACAGUGAAAAGAAAAGGAAGACAACUUACGUGGUACAAGGGGGCGAUAAUUUGUGGGAAAAAUUGCAGACAAUAUGGAAGUCUGUGCUGGGACUUUCAGAGGAUUCUCCUGCUGUUGCAAAAGAGUCUGUGUUUCUUCUCAGUGGUGGGGACUCCUUAACAGCCAUGAGAUUCCAGGAGGAGGUUGAUACUUUGCUUGGGAAUCCUGUACCCGGACUUCUUGAAGUUAUUCUCAGCAACAAUAUAAUGGCUAUUCACAGACACAUUUCCAAAUAUGUUGAAAAAUUGGACAUUACGGAUACCAUGGCAAUCACAAAAAAUCCUAAGGAUACCAUCACUGUAUACAAAACCGAAAACGGUUCAGGUAAAAGAAAAGGUCUAUUUUUGACAGAACCAGAAGAAGACGUGAAUUCCUUUAUCUCUCUGAGUAAAGGAAACCGGUUAUUUGUAAAUGUGCAUUUACCUUCUGAGUGUCCUGCUCAGAUAUGUCACUGGCUAAACGGAUCACACAAAGUAAAGGAAUUGUUAAAACCAGACUCUGAAUGGAAAAGGCCAAAAAAUACCCAAAGUAUUGCAAAUAACCAUCGGUCACUGAACUCUAAUAUGUCAGAGACUCAUAUGUUGGGCAAUGCCCUGGAAAGUCCUCUUUGUACACAGAUCCUAUCUAUGAACUUAAGGUGGGAAUCUGAUACAAGCAAGUGUGUGGACGCAUCUCCUCUUCUUGUAAAACCAGCCAGCGUGAGCUCCCCUGUGACUGUAUACAUCGGGUCUCAUUCACACAGAGUGCAGGCCCUUGAUCUUCUGUCUGGGCAAGUGGUCUGGGAAAGAGUCCUAGGAGAUCGAAUUGAGUCUUCUGCUUCUCUGUCAAAGUGUGGGAACUUUGUCCUAAUAGGCUGCUAUGAUGGAUCACUAUACUCAUUAAAUAGGCACGACGGGGAAACACAUUGGAUUUUCACCACUGAGGAUGCCAUCAAAAGUUCACCCACUGUUGACCCUUUAUCAGGUCUAACAUAUGUUGGGUCCCAUGACCAUCAUUUAUAUGCCUUGGAUAUUGACGCAAAGCAGUGUAUCUGGAAGUCUUACUGUGGAGGAGGCGCUGUAUUUUCAUCCCCUUGCAUAAGCUCAACGCCAUACCAUGUAUAUGCUGCUACCCUUGGUGGGCUAUUAAUGGCUGUUAACCCAGCUACAGGGGACAGCAUUUGGACAUUUGUCUGUGGAAAGCCAUUGUUUGCAUCCCCUCAGUGCAACCAGGACCACGUGUUUAUCGGCUGUGUGGAUGAAAGCUUCUAUUGUCUCAGUCAUGCAGGAGAGAAGGUUUGGAAUGUUCGUACCAGUGGACCAAUUUUUUCAUCUGCCUGUUUGUCAGCACUGAAGCCGUGCGUACCGUGAUGGAGCACUGAAGCAGAGGCCUGUAGAAACAGACCCUACACUCCUACUACAGGAGCACUG
Messenger RNA from Spea bombifrons (plains spadefoot toad), 3193 nucleotides. RefSeq names its product aminoadipate-semialdehyde dehydrogenase (gene AASDH). The record is from RefSeq and is a predicted model, not a curated record. The coding region runs from base 83 to 3133 and encodes 1016 amino acids. NCBI's taxonomy places the organism in Eukaryota, Metazoa, Chordata, Amphibia, Anura, Pelobatidae. The transcript has 16 exons. Gene Ontology annotation, molecular function: protein binding. Gene Ontology annotation, biological process: amino acid activation for nonribosomal peptide biosynthetic process.